AUGUUACCAUAUAAUUUAUGGACGCAAAAUGCAAAUCUCCAAGCCUCAUAUCACGCUUGCGCUUACGUCUUCGUACCAAGAUCACGAGUUCUUAAAUGUAUCGAAGAAUUAGAGGCUAUCGUGAGGCAAAAUGAAUGGGAAAAUGCCAAGAAACUGAUCGACAUUUUAUCUAAUCAUGGCAAAAAAAUGAUGUCGGAGACACAAAGAGAUACUUUAUUUCUUGCAACUAUCCUUAGAGUUUUAAAACUUAUUAGAGAAGAGGCGCUUAAAUGUAUUCAAGGUAUUCAUGCAGAGUUUGAGGAAAAUUUAACGAAUCGGCUUUUUGCUGUUGGGGAUGUGGACUAUUCCAAUGCGUCUGGCUGCAGUCUACGCGAAUCUAUUCUUGCUGCAAUUUCUGACCUUGUUCUUGAGCUAACAUCCGUAUAUGAGUCUAUAUCCGGCUUGUCUCUUGAUUUCAUCCAUUCUGACGAACUAAUAUUAACAAUAGGCUAUUCUAAAGCCGUCUAUCAAUUUUUAAAAACCGCCGCGAAAAGGGGACGUAUAUUCAAAGUCAUGGUGUGUGAAAGCUACCCAGAAAAUAGUGGACACGAAAUGGCAGAAGUUCUCUCUAAAGACAAUGUUUCGGUUAUUCUUGUGCCUGAUAGCCACGCAUUUGGCCUUAUGUCAAGGGUUAAUAAGGUUAUUGUUGAUUGUCAAGCUAUCUACUCAGAUGGCACCCUUAAGGCAGCUACAGGAACCCACGCCGUGAUGCUGGCUGCCAAACGCUGCUCAAUACCAGUAAGCGACUGUCACCGGUCCAUUUUAUUUAUCCUAACUUUACCACUUGUUUUUCGUUUAAAAUUUUUUUGUCGACUUUGA
Messenger RNA from Protopolystoma xenopodis, 858 nucleotides. NCBI's taxonomy places the organism in Eukaryota, Metazoa, Platyhelminthes, Monogenea, Polystomatidea, Polystomatidae. The record is from the annotation of a GenBank genome assembly.